AAGUUAUUUUUUCCUUCUUCUUCCUUCCUGACUCUAGCCAGGACGAGAGGUGGAAGCAGCGAUGGCGGCUACUUCGGGGCGGCUGGUUCUGCUCGCGUCGUGGUUGCUGGUGUCGCUCUUGAUCGCCCAGGUCUCCUGUGAAUUUGGCAUGGUCCAUGUCUUCUCGGAGAAAGGGAGCACCAAAGGCAAGGAUUACUGUAUCCUCUUCAACUCCCUGUGGGCCCACCUCCCCCAUGAUCUGGGCAAAGCGUCUCUCUUGCAGCUGCAGGACCAGACGGUGUCUGUUUUGUGCUCACCUUCUGAUGUCCCCGACGGGGGCUUCAGCAAUAUGAUCCCUAUGGUGAUGCGGGGCAACUGCACCUUCUAUGAGAAAGUCAGACUGGCGCAGAUCAACGGGGCUCGGGGGCUGCUGAUUGUCAGUCGGGAGAGGCUGGUUCCCCCCGCCGGCAACCGAAGUCAGUAUGAAGAGAUUGACAUCCCGGUGGCCCUGCUGAGCUACACUGACAUGUUGGACAUUGGCAAGAGUUUUGGCCCCUCAGUCAAGGUGGCGAUGUACGCGCCCAACGAGCCGGUCUUGGACUAUAACAUGGUGAUCAUAUUUGUGAUGGCUGUGGGCACAGUCGCCGUUGGUGGAUACUGGGCAGGAAGCCGAGAUGUGAAGAAGCGAUACGUGAAGCACAAGCGCGACGAUGGGGCUGAGAAGCACGAGGACGAGACGGUGGACGUCACCCCCAUCAUGAUCUGCGUCUUUGUGGUCAUGUGUUGCUCAAUGCUCAUCCUUCUGUAUUUCUACUACGACCAGCUAGUUUAUGCCAUCAUUGGGAUCUUCUGCCUGGCUGCCUCCAUCGGGCUCUACAGCUGCCUGUCUCCAUUUGUCAGGAGAUUCCCUUUGGGCAAAUGCAGAGUUCCUGAUAACAACCUGCCAUACUUUCACAAGCGCCCCCAGGUCCGGAUGCUUCUCCUGGCCGGAUUCUGCAUUGCUGUCAGCGUGGUGUGGGGAGUCUUUCGAAACGAAGACCAGUGGGCCUGGGUGCUCCAAGAUGCCCUGGGGAUUGCCUUCUGCCUGUACAUGCUGAAGACCAUCCGCUUGCCAACCUUCAAGGGCUGUACUUUGCUUCUCUUGGUCCUCUUCGUAUACGACGUCUUCUUUGUUUUCAUUACACCGUAUCUGACUAAGACUGGGGAGAGUAUCAUGGUGGAGGUGGCAGCUGGCCCCACAGAUUCUGCUACUCAUGAAAAGCUCCCCAUGGUGCUGAAGGUCCCACGGCUCAACUUCUCGCCCCUGGCGCUCUGUGACAGACCCUUCUCUCUUCUGGGCUUCGGGGACAUCUUGGUUCCAGGUCUGCUGGUCGCCUAUUGCCACAGGUUUGACAUUCAAGUCCAGUCCUCCCGGGUCUACUUCGUAGCCUGCACUAUUGCCUACGGCAUUGGCCUCCUGGUGACCUUCGUGGCGCUGGCCUUGAUGCAGAAGGGCCAGCCGGCGCUCCUCUACCUCGUGCCCUGCACUCUCCUCACCAGCUUCCUCGUGGCUGUUUGGCGCAAGGAGCUCAGCAUGUUCUGGACGGGCAGCGGCUUUGCGGUCAGCUGCAGUCGGGCACCUGAUGGAUUCUUGGUCACUCCUUGUGACCUCCGAGUCGGAGACUUUUGCAGCUACCUAGAAAUCAAAGGACCUACCUCAUCCUCCCUUGGUGAUCUCCCCUGUCAGCCGCCCGGUGCCCCCGAAAGCCGAGAGUUCCCCGACAUCUCAGCCAGAAGCAGACAAAGCAAUGACCGGCCCGGCCCUCCACCCCGAAGAGCUGACCAGCACCCCAUUGUGCAGCGGGGAGUCGCAGGCCGCCUCCCUCGAGACAGAAGAACAGCAGAUUGGGUCUCCUGAGGAGCAGGCCGGCCAGUCGGGCCCCAGCACGCCCCAUAUAGAAGAUCCGCCUACUCAGAAGGACGCCGAUGCCCCAGAAAGCAAGGACCAGCAAGCAGAGCCGAGCCCGUCUGACUAGGCGCAGCUUCCCCCGACCACCAUCCACUUCUCCCUCUCCCUCCCUCCCCCUUCCCACCCCCUGACCAUCACGGACUAACUCAAAGCGCAACCCAGGAACGGUUUGGUUGCAUAUCGGCGCUUGGCACAGAAGCGCAUCGCCUGUCUGAUCAUUCAGUGCAAAGAGAACUCAGCUGCUGAGUUCUGGGCAACACACGCAAGAGAUAACAUUUCAUACCCGAUUCCCCCCCACCUCCCCCGGUCGCCCAAAUAUGGUGCUUAAUGAAGGUUCUGGUAGAAUUUCAGUUUGUUUUUAAAGGAAGUGGUGAGUGGACGCCUUUCCCCUUCCCCGUUUCAUAAUGCUGGGGUAGUAUUACGAUGAUUUUUUUUAUAAACAGUAGACAGUUUUUUGCGCUUGUGUGGCUGUUAUUGCUUUAGCCUGGGGCCAUGGUGGGAAGAGCAUACCUCCUGGGUGUCUCUGACUAAAGGCAUUUUCCUUUUUGAAAAAGAGCUUCUUCCUCCUCCUCCUCCUCCUCCUCCUGGAAGGUUUUGUGUGUUGUAGGGUCCGUCUCCACCCCCCCCCCGCCCCUUCUUCUAUUGAACCAUUUCGGUACAAAUUUGUUGAGAGAAGAACUGGCCUCUAGGAAGGCUGGAAUCCUUCGUGAGGGGCUUCAGCUCUGUCUUUGUGUUUGUUUGGAUGGAGAAUCAUGGCGCGGUGGGCGUUGGAGCCCUGUCCCGUCUCACUGUCUUCUGAGCAUCUCUUCUGGGAAGCUUCCCCAGCCCUCAUGGUCUUAGAACGGUUUGCAAGAAACCUGCAGACCCGUGAGGCUGGGAGGCUGAUCCAGCUACCCUUUAAAACCCUAAGCUAAGAGGAGGGUUUUUAUGGCUGUCACUUUAUUUCCUGGGCAGGAGAAAUGGUUUGGUGUGCUGGAUUCUCCUCCUUCGACAGCAAAGAGGGUGGGUGGCAGGGACAAGAUCCGCUGGCUUGGAUUAAGUCUGUUGCCUGGGCACACAGACAGACUCCAGGGAGACAUCUCUCUGGGCACUAAUUUGGCCUGGAUCGCCAGCCCUUACUAUGCACCUGACAGUACUGCGUCUCCCACCUGCUGAUCCGAUGCUAUAAAUCUCUCCCCCGCGAGCUGCUUUCUAGGAAUUUGAUGGCCACUUUGCGGACAAAGUUCUUGUCUGCCGCCAUCCUGUCUAGUGCCCCCAACUCCUGGUGACCAGUAGACUUCCUUAGGUGAGGGACAAACAACUUUGGCUCUCCUGCAGAUGUUGGACUACAACUCCCAAAUCCCUGACUAUUGGCCAUUAGUGGGGGAUUAUGGGAGUUGUAGUCCAAAAACUGCUGGAGGCCAGAAUUCAGCCCUGCCAGGCUGUUCUUCCAUGAGUAAUGGGAGAGGCCUCUCGCAUCAUCUCCCCUGGCCAGGUGUCCCUCCCUGGAUGUCUGUGUUCUGCCAAGAGGUGACUCGUUUUGGGGUGGACCUGCUUCUCUCUUUCUCUCAGUAUCUCAGGCUUACUGUCUUGUUUGAGGUCCACUGGAAAUCCACAUGUUGGGUUUUCUAAGAGACAUCUGUGUGCUUCUUAAAAAAGAGGGCACCUUUCAAGCCAUUUGAAAAAGCAACCCCCAGUCUAAGUAUCUGUGGGAAGAACUGGAAAUGUGUCUUCAACAAACAGUUUGGGGAGGCUGUGGCUAUACCCUGGGAGUCGGGGGAAGGCCUUGGAUCUCUUGCUUAGUGAAUGCCUACCCGUAGCCUGGCCUGGCCCUCCAGUCUUAACGCUGGGCAAACAAGGACUCUCCCCUCUGGAUGGAUUACAGAGGGUGCCCCUGGGCAUCCCAAGAGUGUAACCUUUGUGGGUUUUGUGUGUCCCUCCCUUAUCACGUUAUCUUUGUUUUUCCAGACUGUAAAAUGUAGCUCUACAAUCCAUGUAUGGAAGUUUACCAGCUUCUGCAGAGUUCCCAGGCAAUCCUGCCAGAUCCCACCUACUAAGGUGCCUCUGGCCCUCGCUAUUCUGGGGAAGUCCCCUGGGUCACAAAGGCCUCAAGGCUUCCCCGGUUUGAGACAGGCUGGCUCCUUGGCGGGAUGUAUUGACGGUAAACAGACCUGGCGCUCACUUGUGCAGAAGGAUGGAUGCUUAUCUUAGAUACUACAGAAUUAUGCCUUAAUUUAAGCCAUUUUAUAAAUACUGUAUAUGGAACUUUGGUUUUACAAAAGCAGGUUAAACAAUAAACUUGAUGAAACAUCAGGUCAUUCAGAGCUGA
This is a messenger RNA of Hemicordylus capensis (graceful crag lizard), 4235 nucleotides long. RefSeq names its product signal peptide peptidase like 2B (gene SPPL2B). Gene Ontology annotation, molecular function: aspartic endopeptidase activity, intramembrane cleaving. Gene Ontology annotation, biological process: membrane protein proteolysis. The transcript is spliced from 16 exons. The coding region runs from base 62 to 1876 and encodes 604 amino acids. The record is from RefSeq and is a predicted model, not a curated record. Lineage: Eukaryota; Metazoa; Chordata; Lepidosauria; Squamata; Cordylidae. Gene Ontology annotation, cellular component: Golgi-associated vesicle membrane; lysosomal membrane; cytoplasmic side of endoplasmic reticulum membrane.